Molecule: messenger RNA, 777 nt
Organism: Fonsecaea erecta
Lineage: Eukaryota; Fungi; Ascomycota; Eurotiomycetes; Chaetothyriales; Herpotrichiellaceae
Exons: 3
Coding region: 1-777 (258 amino acids)
Source: RefSeq, a predicted model, not a curated record
AUGGAUACUCAACCGUGCAUUCUUUACUACGACCGGCGUUCCAUCUGCAGUUCGAUGGUACGGUAUACUCUUGCCAAUGCGGGCUUGCCAGGCAAGGAUUGCUUGCCACUCUCUACAGAGCUCCGAGCGGUGGACAUUUACACCGGCGAACAGUUAUCCGAAACAUAUCUAUGCGAGCUAAAUCCGAAAGGACAGGUUCCGGUUCUGCUGAGUCCAGGUUUCCUUGAAAAGCCUAUCGCAGACAGUCUUGAUAUCACCUUCUGGCUAUGCGAGAGGUAUCCCAGUCUGAGACCUUCGGAAUAUGCAAAUGAAAUUAAUAGACUGCUUCGCAAUCUGCACGCCAUCAAUUUUUUCACGCUUUCCAUGAGAAAUCGUCCACAGAGAGCAGAAAUGCAGGAAGCGGCGAUCCUCGCUAAGAUGAACACGCCUGACCUUUCAGCCAGACACAAGAAAGCUCUGGAGUACAAGUUGACUGUGACCCGUUCAGAGAAGGUCGAAGGGCUGCGUCCCGAGGUCAUCAAGGAGGAGAUCGAGCGUGCGCAGACACUCCUGAACGCCAUCGACCAGGUCAGACGCGCCCAUAACGAAAAGGGCUUGACGCCAGAUGCAUGGAUCUUUGGCACGACCGCCCCAACGGCGCUGGACACUACCUUGGUCUGUUUGGUAGCGAGGUUGAUGGACGUCCACUUGGAGGAGAUCAUCCCACCAGCUUUGUUGGAGAUGGGACGGGCGCAGAGGGAGACGAGCACGUUCAAAGAGAUCUGGAUUUCAAUGUGA